This is a messenger RNA of Aureobasidium musti, 1548 nucleotides long. Lineage: Eukaryota; Fungi; Ascomycota; Dothideomycetes; Dothideales; Saccotheciaceae. The record is from the annotation of a GenBank genome assembly.
ACCAUCCGCGUCCAGAACUUUAUCGUCACGCUUGAUAUCCCAUUCAGCAUGAAGCCGUCUAUCGUUCUCCUCUUAAGUCUCGCCCAAGGGACUCUGUCUUUCCCCUGGCUCCAUGCCGACUUUUCAGACAAUGCCAAGCGCGGUCUUGAAGUCGUGAAGAGGGAUCCCGAGCUGGUCACCCUACUCCAAUCACUUUACAAGGAUCAGUUGCAGGAGCGAGAUGAAUUCUUUGCAGCCAUGGCCAGCUACACCGAAGAAAGUGAAGAUGAUUCCGCCUCGACCCUGGAGAAGCGGACCACAACAAACUGCUUGCCUCACACCCUUCCUGACUUCUUGCCUUCGAACAUCACUGGUCUGAAGAAGUUNCCUGAAGCAGCAUAUCCUUACCAGGAUCCCAGGUCAUCUGACCAAAGAGGACCAUGUCCAGGAAUGAACACUCUUGCAAACCACGGAUACAUCAAUCGCAAUGGUAUCACUACUGUGGCUCAGACUGUCGUCGCAGCAGCGCGAGUCUUCAACAUGGGAGCAUACUCUAUCGGNGGUGCAGACUCUCGCACCAAUUCGCUUGGCAGUCUAGGUGGUGCUCUAGGUUCUGAGACUGGACUUUCUGGUCAUCUACGGUUCAAGGAAGGUGAUGCAUCGGGAACACGCUGUGACUUCUACCUUUGCAACGGCGACAACCACAACCUGAAUGGCAGUAUCUUCCUCGAUAUGCAAGACAAGGCCAAGACUGUCGGUGGCGGUCAGUACAAUGUGAAAGCCUUGGUGGCCCACUCGGCUGCUCAGUACAACAACUCCCGCAGCAAGAACCCAAACUUCUACUUCUUCCCGCCUUCCGCUGCACUGACUAUCGGCGCGACAUACUUCCACGCCGGCUUCUUCUCCAACGGCACCAUCGGAUUUGGUGGUGUAGCCAACGAAGCAUCUAUUGCCUCUUUCGACGGUGCUUACUUUAAUGCUAACGGCACUGUUUCAUACCAGCCCGAGCAGAUCCCUCCUCAAGGAUGGUACAGAAGAGGUUUCCCCAUGUUCUUGUCUGAAGGUGUCGAUGGUAUUAUCACCUUCUAUACUGGAAUCGCGGAGAUUCUUGGACAGCCAUUGCUUUUCGGUGCAAACACUGGAACGCCUGGCGACUUCAAUGGUCAGGAGAGUCUUUCAUCCUUUGGUGGUAAUGGCAACUAUGGUGGAACCACUGUCAACGGCACCAUCUGCGCACUCGAAGAGACACUUUAUGCCAACUUCGUCAACGAGUUCAGCAACAUCCUGUCAACUGCCGUUGGUGCUCUGAACACCGUCACUUCAAUCUUCGGACACUAUGGAUGCCCUGUUCCCAGUGGUGCUCCUGCAGCUGAAGCAGACACCACAUUCCCUGGAUACCCCAAGCCAAGUCCUUGCACAUUGAAUAGGAUGGAAAAUGGCGUUGAUCAGUGCUCACCAGACACCAACACCUACGAUAGAUUCAACUCGAAGAGUGUGCCGUUCUGUCUGAACUCACCGGCGAAGGCCCCAGCAAGCUCAAACCCCUUGCCCGCGCCCGGCAUGGUCUAG